ACCAACGGCGGCAACAUUAACUUUUCUACUCCAAUUCUAGAAGAAAUCCAAUCUGAUUUGAAUAACAGAAACCAUAAAAAUGGAAAUUUCUGGCGGUAUUAUUUGACGAUUAUUUCUAACUUGUGAAAAAAGAAACUGUUAGUUCGUCGUCGUCGAUCAACUUAGAAAGAGAAGGAGAAAGUAAGAAAAUGGUGUUAUGGGAGAUUACUUUAGCGACUGCAUAUUUCUUGGGUUUGAGACGAACUUAUAGACUUGCUUUGAAGAUUCAACGUCGGCUUAUUCCCAAGAAACACCUUAAAAUUCGCCAUUUUGCUCAGAGACGAACACGUGCUGUGUUUGAUGUAGCGCUUAGGGUUCAUCGAAACAUUCAAGAAAGGGAUAUAGAAGUAGGUCGAAAUCUCGGUAACUGGAUCCUCAGAUGGCUAGACAAGGUAAAACCAUCAGCCAACAUUCGUGGUGACAACCAAGAGAAGCUUCUUCCUCCAAAAAACCACAACUACAACAGUAGUAUGUCUAAGCAGACAAACUCUAACCAGAAAAACAAUGACAACAUCCAAAGAUUCAGCUCAAACAACUUUAAGAAGGGUUCUGACAGGAAUUUGUUUUCUGCGGUGAAACCUACAUGGCCGACAUCUUUCCCCUCGAUCACAAUGAUGAUGCGGCAUCCAAAGCCUGUUGGGAAUACCACCCAGUACAGGCAACUGUGCUAUAGUGGGCCUCAACUGUUGACACCAAGCUACCGAAAUUUGGGACUUGGAAGGGUCAUCAGAGAGGAUAUCAGGCUGUGGAUGCAGCAGAAUUAGUCUACUAAACUCAGUUUUUUUGCCGCCUGAUUGCUGUUGAGCAUCGGACUGAUGGCUGUUGUACAUCGUGAGGUAAGUGUCAGAAACAGAUAGAAACGAAGCUUUGUCGGGCUUUCUACAUUCUCUGUAGUGAAUAAUGUUUCAGCUGACGUUUUUGUUUUACUGUAAAUAAGUGGGGGAUUUUUAGCAUCAAUUUGAUUCAUUUUCCUCGAAUUUGUAAUGUUGAUGUCAAAAUUUAUGCAACCACAGCUGAAUCUUUGCAUGUCCCCCAAGCAAAGAGAAGCACAUAGUUUUGUAACGGUGGUCCUUGGCUCCAUGGUUCUCAUUUUUAUGAAAUGUGAAAAAUCAAAAAUGUAAUUAUUAAAGUGUCUUGUUUUCUUUUUAUUAAAGAAAUUGCAUGUAACUGGCAUAUUUUUGGUCCAAAAUAGUUUAUCAGGUUGA
Amaranthus tricolor (Joseph's coat) is the source of this 1244-nucleotide messenger RNA. RefSeq lists its product as uncharacterized. The transcript is spliced from 2 exons. NCBI's taxonomy places the organism in Eukaryota, Viridiplantae, Streptophyta, Magnoliopsida, Caryophyllales, Amaranthaceae. The record is from RefSeq and is a predicted model, not a curated record. Bases 189 to 803 code for a protein of 204 amino acids.